Molecule: messenger RNA, 975 nt
Organism: Cryptosporidium ubiquitum
Lineage: Eukaryota; Apicomplexa; Conoidasida; Eucoccidiorida; Cryptosporidiidae
Exons: 1
Coding region: 1-975 (324 amino acids)
Biological process (GO): lipid homeostasis
Cellular component (GO): membrane; endoplasmic reticulum
Source: RefSeq, a predicted model, not a curated record
AUGAAUGCUGAAACAAUAAGAUUAAUUAACGAAGGAGAAGAGUACAACUUUUCACGUUAUUAUGUUUUCAUUCUGACAGCGUUUUUUAACCUUUUCUUUCUAUACUUAGAAAAAGUCAAAAGUGAAAAAAUAUUAUAUUUAUUUAUUCCUUCGAGAGUUAGAAAACUAAUUUCUGAAGGUAUUCAAAAUGAAAGCAGAGGCAUAAAGAAAUGGAAUUUAAGGAUUCGUGGUAUUUCUCUAAUUCAUGCUUUGACUUCAACAAUACUUUCCUUAAUAAUAUUACUUAAUCGGGAAAUUAGGCAAGAUCCCUAUAGUGGAAAACCUAGUUUUUGGCUAAUUACUGGCUCUUUUUCUAUGGGAUAUUUUUUGUGGGAUCUAUCGAUAAUUAUUAGAGAAUGGAAUCAGAAUAAAGACUCAACUGUAUGGUUUUUCCAUGGAUCUGUAUCCUUAGUUUCUCUAUUAACUUCUUAUUUUAUACCAGAGCAACCUUUAAUUAAAGUACUUUCGCUUGGAAUUAUUACGGAAUUUUCAACAGUAAUCCUAAGUAUUAGAUAUUGCUAUCAUAUUAUUGGUGAUACAACUUCUUUCUCUUGUAAAUUAGUCAGUUACUUAUUCCUUAUUGCUUUCUUUUUUACAAGAAAUGUUAUGCUUCCUUAUGGCUUUCAUAUUCUGAUGUUUAAUGCUUUUAGGUUCGCUCCGACUUUCAGAUCAAAACUAAGAGUUUACAUCUUCUUCCCUAUUGGAGAGUUAUUCAAUAUUAUGAAUAUUUACUGGUUAUUUAAAGUAGUAAGAAAUGUCUUUAAUCCAAAGGAUGUUCCUGACAACUCUGGUAGAAAAGAAUGCAAUAAACCAAAACUUGAUGAUAUAGACGAACUCCAUAUUCCCGAGUCACAUGAUAAUGUUCUCCUAGGUUCUAGACAAAACAGUUCUGAAGUAACUAACAAAAUUGAGCCUACAAAAAAGAAACGAGACUAG